GAGGUGGGCGGGCCUUGUCCCCCCGCUGCAGCAGCGGUCUGAAGCGCCGCAGUGUGCUGUGGAGAAGCGCAGCGUUGGGCGGUUCCGUUUAAGAUAUAGUUUCAGUCAAGAUCUGAAGACGAAUUCAAAUAUAAUCAUCAAACAACUUCCUCCUAGUGUUCAGUAGCCAGGGUCUAGCUUAGCAAUGAACAGGAUAAGGAUCCAUGUGUUGCCGUCGAGCCGCGGGCGUGUGAGCCAGCCGCCCCGCCCCCAGGAGCCCAUGACCUGCGCCUUCACCCAGAGGCCCUGCUCCCAGCCCCGGCUGGACGGCCUGGAGUUCUGCAUCAAACACGUGCUGGAGGACAAGGGCGCCCCCUACAAGCAGUGCAGCUACGUCUCCACCAAGAACGGCAAGCGCUGCCCCGGCGCCGCCCCGAAGGUGGAGAAGAAAGAUGGAGUGUCGUUCUGCGCGGAGCACGCCCGGAGAAACGCCAUGGCCCUCCGAGCUCAGCUCAGGAAGAGCUCUUCAGGGCCGUCCCCGGAGGCCCUGCUGGCCCAGCUCAGUGGGUACAGCCGCUCAGACGGCCUGGAGGGCGGCCGCAGCCUGGAGGACGGCCGCAGCGAGGCCAGCCGCAUCCUGGACGAGGACAGUCUGAGCGAGGAGGAGCCGGUGCCCUUGGUGCUGGACCAGACGUGGAGAGGAGACCCUGACAGUGAAGCAGACAGCAUAGACAGUGAUCAUGAAGACCCUCUCAAACACGCAGGGGUAUACACGGCGGAGGAGGUGGCACUGAUCACACGGGAGAAGCUCAUCCGGCUGCAGUCGCUCUACAUCGACCAGUUCAAGCGCCUGCAGCACCUGCUUAAGGAGAAGAAAAGACGCUACCUGCACAACCGCAAGGUGGAGCACGAGUCCAUAGGGAGCAGCCUGCUCACCGGCCCCGAGGGCCUGUCCCUGAAGGAGCGGGACAACCUGAAGAAGCUGAAGGCGCUGCGCCGCUACCGCCGGCGCUACGGGACGGAGGCGCUGCUGCACCGGCAGCUGAGGGAGAGGAGGCAGGCCGCCACGGAGGGCGCCCCCCAGCCCUACAACACGAUCACAGUGUACGAGAAGUGCAUCUCCUUCGUGGAGGGGACCCGCUGUACCAAUCCCAGCCUGCCUCUGACCCGGCACUGCGUUUCACACAUCCAUCAGGACGGCAGCCAGGUGCUCUUCAAGCUGUGUCCGGGCGUGAAGGAGGUCCCGUGCAACCGCACGGUGCACAUGGGCCAGUCGGAGGAGCCGCGCUGCCCCCUCCACCUGACCCUCCCACCCCCCAUGUACCAGCCCGAGCAGGCGCCGCCCCCGCAGGUGCAGCUCACCCCUGCAACCAGAGACAUGUACCUGAGUGCUGCCGAGCUCCAGCCCACGGAGAGCCUGCCCCUGGAGUUCAGUGAUGUAGGUGACCCCCCUCUGUCCAUGGAGGUGUUAGUCUAGGUGACUCCCAUCAGCUCUGUCCAUGGAGGUGUUAGUCUAGGUGACUCCCAUCAGCUCUGUCCAUGGAGGUGUUAGUCUAGGUGACUCCCAUCAGCUCUGUCCAUGGAGGUGUUAGUCUAGGGGACUCCCAUCAGCUCUGUCCAUGGAGGUGUUAGUCUAGGUGACUCCCAUCAGCUCUGUCCAUGGAGGUGUUAGUCUAGGGGACUCCCAUCAGCUCUGUCCAUGGAGGUGUUAGUCUAGGGGACUCCCAUCAGCUCUGUCCAUGGAGGUGUUAGUCUAGGUGACUCCCAUCAGCUCUGUCCAUGGAGGUGUUAGUCUAGGUGACUCCCAUCAGCUCUGUCCAUGGAGGUGUUAGUCUAGGUGACUCCCAUCAGCUCUGUCCAUGGAGGUGUUAGUCUAGGUGACUCCCAUCAGCUCUGUCCAUGGAGGUGUUAGUCUAGGUGACUCCCAUCAGCUCUGUCCAUGGAGGUGUUAUGGCGCAUUCACACUAUCUCCGUUCGUCGACGGAUCUCAUUGACUUUGCAUGGGGUGCUCGCGAAAUGCAUUGUGGGUCUGUCCGUCCUUUCGGCUCUGUGGCCUGCGUCAAAAAAUUGAGAGUUGUUCAACUUUUCGGGCAGCGACGGAUCCGUCGGCCAAUCAGAUCGCGGUUAUGCAAAAUGUAAUCAGAAUCUAGUGUAAUGAGCCGCCGUUGCCACUAUUGUGUUAAGUUCACGUCAUUAUUAUAUACAAGGCACUCUUCAACGUAGUCCAAUCUUCAACUGUCUGUCACACUCGAUGUUGCUGUUGGAUUAACAGUUCACCUAUUUGUUACCUUGUAACCAAAGCACCUUUCACACAUGCAGUCUUACCUUUAAGUCUGACCCUGCUUACCCAUGUCCCGGAACAUUUCCUGUAUGGGUUAAUGUGUGGGAAAUCUGCCACCGAUAUGUGCAUGCUCAAGACUUAGGUAUUUAACCGGAUGAAAAGCAGUCCCAUUGGUGGAGAUGCGGGUAAAGGGUGGUCUGAUGACGCUUUAGAUUCACACAGAGCAAGGCAACCAAUCCCAGGACGCCCCUGAUGACCAGUAUGAAACGACCAAUGUUUAUGUUAACGCAACAAUGCUGUAAGGCUGAACCCAUCGUAAUAGCAAUACAGCUUAUUGGGUUUGCUAGCAAGUUUCUCUUUUCAAUCAUUUCUGGAGACUGGAAAGGUUCCCCAGUCUGGGAGCUCGUCCCAUUAUGCACACUUGAUGGCGGCUGGCGUCCACAGAGGUUGAAUGAACGCCCUGCUGGAUAGUGCUACGCCAUGUGUAACCGGGCCCCAGACAGCCGUGUUGCUGAGCGUAGCGGAGAGUGUAAACCCUAGCAGUGAAGCUAGCUUUGGCGUCCUCCUAGGGCUGCUUGAUUAUGGGAAAAAUCAUAAUCACGAUUAUUUUGGUCAAUAUUGAAAUCCCGAUUAUUCAAACGAUUAUUUUUGAGUUUGAAAAGAUGAUGUAUUUAUUCACCAUGUCGCCCAAAAAAAAAAACGUUGUUACAGAACUUUGAAAUUAUGCCUUAAAAAAAUACACAAAAUGGUCAAAAUCUAAAAUGAUUUACAGAUAUGUGUCCAGCUGUUCUGCCCUUUCUAUAAAUCCUUAAAAAAAAACUUGAUUAUGUUAAUCUUCGGAUGGCGAUCAAAAUUAGAUUAAUCGCCCAGCCCUACGUCCUCCCGUCUGGACAUCAGCCUGACCCGUCCC
Messenger RNA from Gadus morhua (Atlantic cod), 3170 nucleotides. It is a transcript of the gene kansl2, whose product is annotated as KAT8 regulatory NSL complex subunit 2. NCBI's taxonomy places the organism in Eukaryota, Metazoa, Chordata, Actinopteri, Gadiformes, Gadidae. The record is from RefSeq and is a predicted model, not a curated record. Gene Ontology annotation, cellular component: NSL complex. Bases 185 to 1456 code for a protein of 423 amino acids. The transcript has 10 exons.